Messenger RNA from Sceloporus undulatus (fence lizard), 3582 nucleotides. RefSeq names its product arrestin domain-containing protein 1-like. Gene Ontology annotation, biological process: protein transport. Bases 63 to 1175 code for a protein of 370 amino acids. Lineage: Eukaryota; Metazoa; Chordata; Lepidosauria; Squamata; Phrynosomatidae. The record is from RefSeq and is a predicted model, not a curated record. Gene Ontology annotation, cellular component: cytoplasm. The transcript has 8 exons. Gene Ontology annotation, molecular function: ubiquitin-like ligase-substrate adaptor activity; ubiquitin protein ligase binding.
GUUGGGUUUUAUAGUCAGCCAUCAAGGUGAGCUGCGUAGGUUCCUGUGGGGUGUCCAACAGAAUGAAUGACACGGCUUGGACGGUGGAGGAGCAGUACUUCAACACGACUCUGUCCCUGGCAGAUAAAGGGACCCUGGCGGCUGGAGAACAUACUUUCCCCUUUCAGUUUCUACUUCCAGCUUCAGCUCCGACGUCCUUCGAAGGGCCCUUUGGAAAAGUCUUGCAUCAGAUUAAAGCCGUGAUUGAGACGCCCCGUUUUUCCAAGGACCACAAGUGCAACAAGAUCUUCUAUGUCCUUUGCCCUCUUAACCUCAAUGACAUCCCUGAAAUUGAGCAGCCCAACACAACAUCCAUCACCAAGAAGUUCAACUACAAGCUUGUGAAAACCGGCAAUGUGGUCUUAACAGCCACCACUGACCUCAAGGGCUACGUCGUGGGGCAGGCCAUUCAGUUGCGGACGGACAUUGAGAACAAAUCUGGCCGGGACACCAGCACCAUUGUGGCAAGUCUUAUCCAGAAAGUCGCCUACAAAUCCAAGCGGUGGAUUUACGACUUGAGGACCAUCGCCGAAGUGGAAGGCUCGGCUGUGAAGGCAUGGAAGCGAGCCGACUGGAGAGAGCAAAUCUUGGUGCCGGCCCUACCUCAAUCCAUCUUGCAAGGCUGCAGCCUCAUCCAUAUUGACUACUACAUCCAGGUUUCUCUCAAGUCUCCCGAGGUUUCCGUCGCUCUCCCUAUUUACAUCGGCAACAUCCCUGUGAACAGGAUCCCUCUUAGCCCGGCCCGGUCGGUCCCGCACAUCCCAUCGCCCGUGGUCCCGAGCGCUCCCCCCGAAGAUGAAGAGGCUGCCUCCGGCUACCCUCACCCUAUGGACAACGUUUCCAUCCCUACCAAGAGUCAUUCUCAGCAGCAGCCCUUCAGUUACGCACCUGGUUUGAGCUUCCCAGAAGUCAGGCUAGACUCUGAGCAGACCAGCUCUCCAAACCAUCCCACCCUUUGCCUAUCCACAGGGGCCACAGUCCCCUACUAUGCUGAAGGAGCUGUUGUACCGGUUGCCACGGCCAGCUCCCUCAUCCUUCCUCCGGAGUAUAGCACCUGGGGAUACCCGUAUGAGGCACCCCCUUCGUAUGAACAGAGCUGCAGCAGCGCAACUUCCAGCCUUAGCAAUGGGAACUAGGCUAGGAACUCAUCUGGACCAUUUGAAGUCAGGAGGAAGGACAAUACAAAGUGUUGCCUAGGAGGGAGGGUGGUCUCCCACCCACCCCAUCCCAAUCCAAGAUUCGCCGGCAACUGCUUGCCUAUUCCCGGAUGCCUUGCCCAGCCACUUUGGUCCUUGUACCAUACAGUCACCUAUCUUACCUUGCUGCUUUUAUGAUCUGAGCAACCAUGAUGCCUUAUCUGGAAUGCUACCGAGUCGUCGGUGUGUGUGAGAAAGAGCGUGUGGACCACACUGUGUGUGAAUGUACAUAUGUAUUUGUUUGGGAAUCUAUGGUUUUUAUCUUUUAGCACCACUCCUUACCUUCUGUACAAGGGACAGUAUGUGGAGAGGGUUGAUCUCUUACAGCUGGGCUGGUCAGCUGUUGGUGGGCCAUACUGGCUCAACACUGGUUCACACAUUCCUUUUAUAAAGCAAGAGUGGAGAAACUGUGGCCCCACAAGAUAACUUUGGACUCCAACUCCCAUCAUUCCUUGGAGCGGAUGAGAGUCUGCAUUCCAGCUAAGGAUUGUCUAGAACAGUGUUUCCCAAAUGUUGGUCCUCCAAGUGCUUUGGACUUCAGCACCCAUCAUCCGUGGCUGGAGCUCUUGAGUGUUGUUGUUCCAGCUAAGGAUUGUCUAGGUCAGUGGUUCCCAAAUGUUGGUCCUCCCAAAUGCUUUGGACUUCAACUCCCAGAGGUCCCAGCCAGCUUGGGCAACAGGAAUUCUGGGAGCUGAAGUCCAAAAUGUCUGGAGGGCCAAAAAUUGGGAACCACUGGUCUAAACAGAAUGGAGGUUGGUGGCUCCCAUGUCAGGUUGUGAACACUUUGGUUCUAAGCCAGGAGCUCUCCAAGUGCUAAAACAUAGCUCUUCAGAUACUUUCUGGACCUUGAAUAGGUCCUUGCAGAACCUAGUUAGAAGUCAUGCUUGCCAUUUGUGCCAAGGUGGGAAAGGCAAUCCCCAUCAUCCCCAGCCAGAACAGGCAACAGUGGGCAUGGUGGGAGGUUUAGUUGCACAACUUAUCUUUCCAAAAAGGCACAAUAGCGGUGUAGUGCAUAACAUGGGCAUUGGCCUGUCUUGGGUAGAAAUGCCUUUUAUUUAUAUUUCCCUCUCUUUCAUCCUCCCUUCCACCAGCCAAGGCCUUCUAUCCACUGGAAUCCUGCUUGGGACAAUAACCUUUUUUGGCCUACAGUUCCCAGAAUCCUCUUGUGACCAUGCUGGCUGGGGUGUUGUGGGAAUUUAGGACAACCAAAAAGUAAUCCCAGGCUUUCCUGUGAUACGUUCAAACCACGCUGGCUGGCCCAGAUCUGCUCCAAAGACACCUCCCGGCACCUAUUCUUACAUACCCCUUCCUUCUUUUUCUUGACUUCGUCCGCCUCCAAAAGUCCCAGCUUUGGAUGGUUGGAAAAUGCCUGACAAUCACCAUUCUGUCCUGAUUCUACCUCUUCUUGUCUCCCCAGAAAGUGAGCCUGGGUGGUGGUGGCGGUCUCCUCUUUUGCAAAGGAAAUAAACCAGAUUCCUUAGUUUUGGAAUUGGAAUGCCUGUUGCUGAAGGCGCAUUGGGUGCUGGGGCAAUCCAUCCGCCCAUCGGGCACCGGAUAGCACUAAUAUCUUACUGUUUGGCAUAACUGAAGUAGACUAGACCCACUGGAAUGUGUCAGCAUUCAGCAAUAUAUUUGAUGGGUCUACUCUAGUUGGGAAUCACAUUUCCCACCCCAUGUUUUCCUCCAUGCCGUGGGCCUCUGCAGAUAAGGUCAACGGUGCUUUCGGACUGAGCAAGACUAUUUUUCAGAGUGAGGAAGAAUUACUUUCUUUGUAUGAAAACGCUCCAAAUCCCAGCUGGAAUCAUUCUGGGAGCGGUAGUACCAAACUUUUCUGAGCUCUGCACAAAACAUUCUUUCCAUGUCUGUUGGGCAGCUUUCAACACCUUUCCUACCCAGUGCCUUCCCAGUUGAGCUGGUCUGCUAACUCAGCAAAUCUUGCAAUCAUCGAAAUUAAUUUUAAGGGCAUCGUCUGACAUUUGGGGUUGGAACAGUUUUCCGUUCCUGGUGACGUGUGAAGCGUGGCCCCUUCCUCCAUUCAGAAAGUCACCUCCUCUAAACCGAAGCCUUUUUCUCGGCUUACCUGCCUCUCCUUUCCAUCUUUUCCGAGCAACUUCUGAGUUGCUUGCAAGAGCGGAUUUAAAGCUCCCCUUUGCACCAAACAACGUUGACCCUAGUAAAAGGGACAUGAAUUCUCCCACUCCUUGCACCAAGUUUUUACAUGGGAUGACUGGGUUCUCUCUCUCUCUCUCUUUGACUGUGCAUAUUUUAUUUUACUGGAUCAACUUUGUUUUAACAGUGAAAUUAUAUACUCAAAUUUUAAUGUAUUUAAUAAAUUAUUCUGAGAACA